AUGGAUGCAGUAGAGAUUCUUCAAAGAUUGAAGGAAGUUGCCGAACAUUCCAAAGAGCUGGACUUCAAGCUCCAGGAAACACACAAGUCUCUGGAGUCCUGCGCAGAUGCCACCAUCGAAAUGGAGGCAAUAUCCGCCAAGAUUUCAAAAGUCUUUGCUCUGUACAGAGACCUUGUCGAUUUGUUGAAUAAAUACAGCACUUCUUAA
Molecule: messenger RNA, 207 nt
Organism: Encephalitozoon intestinalis ATCC 50506
Lineage: Eukaryota; Fungi; Microsporidia; Unikaryonidae
Exons: 1
Coding region: 1-207 (68 amino acids)
Source: RefSeq, a predicted model, not a curated record